This is a messenger RNA of Pipistrellus nathusii (Nathusius's pipistrelle), 4872 nucleotides long. The record is from the annotation of a GenBank genome assembly. NCBI's taxonomy places the organism in Eukaryota, Metazoa, Chordata, Mammalia, Chiroptera, Vespertilionidae.
AUGCGGCUCUGGAGUUGGGUGCUGCGCCUGGGGCUGCUGAGCGCCGCGCUGGGCUGCGGGCUGGCCGAGCGCUCCCGCCGGGCCCGGAGAGACCCGCGGGCCGGCCGCCCUCCGCGCCCCGCCGCCGGCCCGGCCACCUGCGCCACCCGGGCGGCCCGCGGCCGCCGCGCCUCGCCGCCGCCUCCGCCGCCGGGCGGUGCCUGGGAAGCCGUGCGCGUCCCCCGGCGGCGGCAGCAGCGGGAGGCGAGGGGCGCCGCCGAGGAGCCGAGCCCGCCGAGCCGGGCGCUCUAUUUCAGCGGGCGAGGCGAGCAGCUGCGCCUGCGGGCCGACCUCGAGCUGCCCCGGGACGCGUUCACGCUGCAAGUGUGGCUGCGAGCGGAGGGGGGCCAGAGAUCGCCGGCGGUGAUCACAGGGCUGUAUGACAAGUGCUCUUAUACCUCACGUGACCGAGGAUGGGUCGUGGGCAUUCACACCGUCAGUGACCAAGGCAACAAAGACCCACGCUACUUUUUCUCCUUGAAGACAGACCGGGCCCGGCAAGUAACCACCAUCAAUGCCCACCAAAGCUACCUCCCUGGCCAGUGGGUAUUCCUAGCUGCCACCUACGACGGGCGGCUGAUGAAGCUCUAUGUGAAUGGUGCCCAGGUGGCAACCUCUGGGGAUCAGGUGGGUGGCAUAUUCAGCCCAUUGACCCAGAAGUGUAAAAUACUUAUGUUGGGGGGCAGCACCCUGAAUCACAACUACCGGGGCUACAUUGAGCGCUUCAGUCUGUGGAAGGUGGCCAGGACCCAGCGGGAAGUCCUGUUGGACAUGGAAACCCAUGGCCUCCACACGCCUCUACCUCAGCUCCUCCUACAGGAGAACUGGGACAAUGUGAAGCGCACCUGGUCCCCCAUGAAGGAUGGCCACAGCCCACAGGUGGAGUUCAGCGGUGCCCACAGCUUCCUGCUGGACACCAGUUUGGAGCCCCCUCUGUGCGGGCAGACUUUGUGUGACAAUGCACAAGUCAUCGCCAGCUACAACCAGCUGCCGCGCUUCCGCCGGCCCAAGGUGGUGCGCUACCGUGUGGUCAACCUCCAUGACGACGGCCAGGAGAACCCCACGGUGAGCCGCCAGCAGAUCGAGCUCCAGCACCAGCAGUUGGCCGAGGCCUUCCAGCCCUACAACAUCUCCUGGGAGCUGGAGGUGCUGGAGGUGAGCAACUCCUCCCUGCGCCGCCGCCUCAUCCUGGCCAACUGUGACAUCAGCAAGAUCGGGGACGAUAACUGCGACCCCGAAUGCAACCACACACUGACAGGCCACGAUGGCGGGGACUGCCGCCACUUACGCUACCCUGCCUUCCUGAAGAAGCAGCAGAACGGGGUGUGUGACAUGGACUGUAACUAUGAACGGUUCAACUACGAUGGUGGUGAGUGCUGUGAUCCCGACAUCACGGAUGUCACCCAGACCUGCUUCGAUCCUGACUCUCCACACAGAGCGUACUUGGAUGUUAAUGAACUGAAGAACAUUCUUAGACUGGAUGGAACUACACACCUCAAUAUCUUCUUUGCAAACUCCUCGGAGGAGGAAUUGGCAGGAGUAGCCACUUGGCCAUGGGACAAGGAGGCCCUAAUGCCCUUAGGUGGCAUCGUCCUGAACCCAUCUGUCUAUGGCAUUCCUGGGCACACCCACACCAUGAUCCACGAGAUCGGGCACAGCCUGGGCCUCUAUCACAUCUUCCGAGGCAUCUCAGAAAUCCAGUCUUGCAGUGACCCCUGUAUGGAGACCGAGCCCUCCUUUGAGACGGGAGACCUCUGCAGUGACACCAACCCAGCCCCCAAAUACAAGUUCUGUGGUGACCCAGGGCCAGGAAACGACACCUGUGGCUUUCAUAGCUUCUUCGACACUCCUUACAACAACUUCAUGAGCUAUGCAGACGACGACUGCACUGACUCCUUCACGCCCAAUCAAGUCGCCAGAAUGCAUUGCUACCUGGACCUGGUGUACCAGGGCUGGCAGCCCUCCAAGAAGCCGGCGCCGGUCGCCCUGGCUCCCCAGAUUGUGGGCCACACGACUGACUCCGUGACGCUGGAGUGGUUUCCACCCAUCGAUGGCCACUUCUUUGAAAGAGAAUUGGGAUCAGCAUGUGACCUUUGCCUGGAAGGGAGGAUCCUGGUGCAGUAUGCCAUCAAUGCCUCCUCCCCGAUGCCUUGUGGCCCAUCCGGACACUGGAGUCCCCGGGAAGCAGAAGGCCAUCCAGAUGUUGAACAGCCCUGUAAAUCCAGUGUCCGCACCUGGAGCCCAAAUUCAGCUGUCAACCCACACACGGUCCCGCCAGCCUGCCCUGAGCCACAAGGCUGCUACCUUGAACUGGAAUUCCAUUAUCCUUUGGUUCCUGAGUCUCUGACAGUCUGGGUAACCUUUGUCUCCACUGACUGGGACUCUAGUGGGGCUGUCAAUGACAUCAAACUGUUGACUACAAUGGGGAAGAACAUCUCCCUGGGCCCUCAGAAUGUAUUCUGCGAUGUUCCACUGACCAUCAAACUCCGGGAUGUGGGCGAGGAGGUUUAUGGCAUUCAGAUCUACACGUUGGAUGAGCACCUGGAGAUUGAUGCUGCCAUGUUGACCUCCAUUGCAGACAGCCCACUCUGCCUAGCGUGUAAGCCCCUGCAGUACAAAGUGGUCCGGGACCCUCCUCUCCAGGUGGACGUGGCCUCCAAUCUGCAUCUUAAUAGAAGAUUCACAGACAUGGACCUCACUCUUGGCAAUGUGUACCAGUACCGGGUCAUCACCAUUUCCGGAAGUGAGGAAGGCGAGCCAUCGCCUGCUGCUGUAUACACCCAUGGAAGUGGGUACUGUGGCGACGGCAUCAUCCAGAAAGGCCAAGGUGAAGAAUGUGAUGACAUGAAUAAGAUCAAUGGUGAUGGUUGCUCCCUGUUCUGCCAACAGGAAGUUUCCUUCAAUUGCAUUGAUGAACCCAGCCGGUGCUAUUUCCAUGAUGGUGAUGGGGUAUGUGAGGAGUUUGAACAAAAAACAAGCAUCAAGGACUGCGGUGUCUACACACCCCAGGGGUUCCUGGAUCAGUGGGCAUCCAAUGCUUCAGUUUCCCAUCAAAACCAGCAAUGCCCAGGAUGGGUCAUCAUUGGCCAGCCAGCAGCAUCCCAGGUGUGUCGGACCAAGGUGAUUGAUCUCAGUGAAGGCAUCUCCCAGCACGCCUGGUAUCCUUGCACCAUCACCUACCCCUACUCCCAGACCACGUUCUGGCUCCGGGCAUACUUUUCUCAGCCAAUGGUUGCUGCAGCUGUCAUUGUCCACCUGGUGACUGAUGGGACCUACUAUGGGGACCAAAAGCAGGAAACCAUCAGCGUCCAGCUGCUUGACACCAAAGAGCAGAGCCAUGAUCUAGGCCUCCACGUCCUGAGCUGCAGGAACAAUCCCCUGAUUAUCCCUGUGGUCCAUGACCUCAGCCAGCCCUUCUACCACAGCCAGGCGGUGCGAGUGAGCUUCAGCUCACCCCUGCUCGCCAUCUCGGGGGUGGCCCUCCGCUCCUUCGACGGCUUUGACCCCGUCACCCUGAGCAGCUGCCAGAGAGGGGAGACCUACAGCUCUGCAGAACAGAGCUGUGUGCACUUCGCAUGUGAGGCCACUGACUGUCCGGAGCUGGCCGUGGAGAACGCCGCUCUCAACUGCUCCAGCAGUGAUCGCUAUCACGGUGCCCAGUGCACUGUGAGCUGCCGGACAGGCUACAUGCUCCAGAUACGGAGGGACGACGAAUUGAUCAAGAGCCAGAAGAGACCCAGCGUCACAGUGACCUGCACCGAGGGCAAGUGGAACAAGCAGGUGGCAUGUGAGCCCGUGGACUGUGGCGUCCCGGACCAACAUCACGUCUACGCUGCCUCCUUCUCCUGCCUCGAGGGCACCACCUUUGGCAGCAAAUGCUCCUUCCAGUGUCGCCACCCAGCGCAGUUGAAAGGCAACAACAGUGUCCUGACCUGUAUGGAGGACGGGCUGUGGUCCUUCCCCGAGGCCCUGUGCGAGCUAAUGUGUCUGGCUCCACCCUCGGUGCCCAAUGCAGACCUGCAGACCACCAGGUGCCGAGAGAACAAGCACAAGGUGGGCUCUUUCUGCAAGUACAAGUGCAAGCCUGGAUACCACGUGCCAGGCACCUCUCGGAAGUCAAAGAAACGUGCCUUCAAGAUUCAGUGCACCCAAGACGGCAGCUGGCAGGAGGGAGCCUGUGUUCCUGUGACGUGUGACCCGCCUCCACCAAAGUUCCACGGGCUCUACCAGUGCACAGACGGCUUCCAGUUCAACAGCGAGUGUAGGAUCAAGUGUGAAGACAGUGAUGCCGCCCAGGGCCGGGGGAGCAACGUCAUCCACUGUCGGAAAGAUGGAACUUGGAGCGGCUCCUUCCACCUCUGCCAGGAGAUGCAAGGCCAGUGCUCGGCCCCGAACCAGCUUAACAGCAACCUCAAACUGCAGUGUCCUGAAGGCUACGCCAUAGGGUCCGAGUGUGCCACCACCUGCCUGGACCACAACAGCGAGCCUGUUAUCCUGCCCACGAACGUGACCGUCCGUGACAUCCCUCACUGGCUGAAUCCCACGCGGGUGCAGAGAGUCGUCUGCACGGCUGGCCUCAAGUGGUACCCUCAUCCUGCUAUGAUCCACUGUGUCAAAGGCUGUGAGCCCUUCAUGGGAGACAAUUAUUGUGAUGCCAUCAACAACAGAGCCUUCUGCAACUACGAUGGUGGGGACUGCUGCACAUCCACGGUGAAGACCAAAAAGGUCACCCCCUUCCCCAUGUCCUGUGACCUACAAGGUGACUGUGCCUGUCGGGAUCCCCAAGCUCGAGAACACAGCCGGAAAGACCUCCGGGGUUACAGCCACGGCUAA